Molecule: messenger RNA, 1013 nt
Organism: Laetiporus sulphureus 93-53
Lineage: Eukaryota; Fungi; Basidiomycota; Agaricomycetes; Polyporales; Laetiporaceae
Exons: 2
Coding region: 155-943 (262 amino acids)
Source: RefSeq, a predicted model, not a curated record
UCCACCUACCUCUUGGCUCGUCCACAUAUCCUUUUGCGUCUUUCGCUCUCUCUGCUUCUUAUUCUCGCUGCGCGGGCUGUCUGCACUGCUGUUAGUUCUCGCCUUGUGCUUCGACCCACCCACCAAAACGGUCCAACACCUCGCCCCGUCUCUCAUGCGCCAGUGUACACACUGCCAGCCUCGACACGCUCGGCCCUAUCCUGAGUCUCGGGAUCCUGGCCCUCUGUUAGGCGACGUUUACAGCAUCCGGGAAUCAAUGCACGCGCCUUUGAUCCUCCUUCUUGGCUUGUGCAAUAUUCCCUCGAUGACUCGGUAUUUCACGGACUUGUUGGUGUCCAGAGGCAAAAUCCGGCCCUGUGCUAUCAUAGACUUGUACAAGGAGAACGGCAACACUAUGGUAACCGUUUGUGCAAUGGGGACCUUUGGAGGCGCCGAUAUCGACUCUUUACCUUUCGUGUUCCGACACUUUUUGGUUCCGAUCUAUCCGAACGGCGGCUCCGGGGACGCUCUGCACAUACACACAAUUCCUGAAUGGAAAGCGGGAAGACCUGGAUGGCUUCUGGCUGUCAAACUCAAUACGGAUCGCACGUUGCGAAGGCGGUGGCCAUCAGCCACUGGUCCAUCACCGAGCUUCAGCAGCGCCACUGUAAAACACAUACGCGACCUCUGUCACUGGAAGAUGAAACAGUGGAAGGACAUGUGUCAUGCCGAUCCUUCUUUCCUAGAUGAGCAGCGAAGAGAAUACAUGGUAAGCCUCAAUCUCAACCAACGAACCAUGAACCGCUGCCAACGCCCACGCCCUCCUGCAGGAUCACGUCACGAUGCCAAGAUCAUGGCCCUCAGUUACGCAUCGGUCGCGUUCGCUGCAACGCUCGCACUCUGCAACCAUUGUGCCGUCUGUAUGCUCACAUCCUCGGGAAUCCUCUCUUCGGCGCGCUUCUAGCCUCAAUAAUCCACAUGAUGAGUUGCCUCGGGCUCCUCUGGGCGAUCAAUCAUACACAAGCCCUCGAAGC